This is a messenger RNA of Trichomycterus rosablanca, 3399 nucleotides long. RefSeq names its product uromodulin-like 1 (gene umodl1). The record is from RefSeq and is a predicted model, not a curated record. The transcript has 16 exons. The coding region runs from base 1 to 3015 and encodes 1004 amino acids. NCBI's taxonomy places the organism in Eukaryota, Metazoa, Chordata, Actinopteri, Siluriformes, Trichomycteridae. Gene Ontology annotation, cellular component: cell surface; extracellular region. Gene Ontology annotation, molecular function: calcium ion binding; protein binding; peptidase inhibitor activity.
AUGCGUUGGAUCCUCUGUGCCUGGUUAGCGGCGACGUUCUCCGGCCUCGCCCGCGGACAGUACGAAGACUCGUUUGUUUCAGGUUUUGAGCUCUCCCCGUCAGGCUACCAUGUGUGUUUAGGGAAUGAGACGGUACCUAUUACUAAAUUGGUUCCCUACCUGGUCCCUCACACCGAACUGAGACCGUGUGGUGGGUGGCUGCCGUGGAAAACAUGUAACGUCACGAUGUUCUCCACCGAGUUCCGAUCUGUAACCGUUGACACUAAGAAGGAGGUGAGAAAGUGCUGCGAGGGCUACGAGCAACUGGGUAGAUACUGCGCUCUGGCUCUUAACAGGAGUUCCGAGUUCACAUCCAAACCCGGAGUGUGUCCAGUGAAUCCUACUCCAGGACCAGGAUCAGGAUCAGUACCAGGAUCAGUACCAGGAUCAGGACCAGGAUUAGGACCAGGACCAGGUUUAGAUUGUGUGUGGGACGUGGACUGUCCAGGCUGGCAAAAAUGCUGCCAACAUAAAAACCACACACGCUGUGUCCACCCCGAUACACACGUGAACAUGAGCUCGUGGCUCAACGUGACCGUAAGAGUGAAGGCUGAGCACAGUUUGGUGACCACGCCCAAGGGAAUCUUCAACCACACCCACCUGCUGCACUCUGUGGUAACUGGAGCUCUGUGUUUACCUUCAGUCUCCGUCUAUCAGACGUCUAUCUCGUGGUCUUCAGGAUAUUUCUCCACGUCCUCGUCGUUACUGCUCGGCUCCUCUCAGCUCCUGUCUGUACUGGACGUCUCUAACAGACUCCAGCGUCUGGUGGAGACCAUAGAGGAGGUGACGGCGGUGGAUAUCAGGGAUGUGGACGAGUGCACUUUUCCGGUUUUGAGCGAGUGCUCCCCUCUGGCCUCCUGCACCAACACACUGGGUUCCUACACCUGCACAUGCAGCCCUGGAUCCACCGAUGUUUACCCCGGCAGACCAGGAACACAAUGCAUGAUUAUUCCUUCAGUCACCAACCUUCGGGCCCAUAACGUGACCGGAACCUCCUUCCAUCUGAUGUGGCAUGCUCCCCCCGAGACCAACCACACCUUCAACAUCAAGCUGAACGGCAAUAACGAGCAGCGUUUCUGGACGACGUUGUCUUCUCAUCAAGCGAUCGGGGAACUGCAGCCUGGGGUUCUUUACCUGGUCCAGGUGACUCUGUGUCUGUCCGGACACUGUGGAAAUAUAACAGAGCUGAAGGUGAAGACAGAUGCAACGACUCUUCAAGCGACCGCCCGAAUAACCAACAUGAACUUCACCGAUGAUCUGAGGGAUCCAAACAGCCAAGCGUACCAAGAUUUCGUACAGACUUUUAUAAAUCAGACGGUCAGUCACCUCCCUCCUGAUAUUCUAGAGCUGUUUCUUCAGAAGAAGGUGAACGUGAUGGUCACUGGUUUGUCUAAGGGAAGCAUCGUGGUCGAGUUCAUCCUAACUUUCGUGACGGACGUCCCGUCAGAAAGCUUAAACAUAGCCAAUGCACUGAUGGGCUCUCUGCAAAACAGCACACUGUACACCAUCGACAGCGCUAACAUAACAGAUGUGGACGAGUGUGUGUUGAACGAGGAUGACUGCUCCCCCUGGGCCGAAUGCAUCAACAUUUUCGGCUCUUACAACUGCAGCUGCCUCCUCGGUUACACUGACGCAAACCCUGCGAGGCCCGGACGCACCUGCCAAGUUAUCAUCCACACAGUCGCUAUGAACUCUACUGAAUCCAGCACGUCCACUCCAUCAACCACUCCAACGUCCACCCCUUCUAUCACUCCAACAUCCACACCUUCCACCACUCCAACGUCCACACCUUCCACCACUCCAACGUCCACACCUUCCACCACUCCAACAUCCACACCUUCCUCCACUCCAACGUCCAUCUCUUCCUCCACUCCAACGUCCACCUCUUCCUCCACUCCCUCUUCCUCCACACCAACAUCCUCCACCCACUCCCCUUUCUCCAUCAUCUCUCAAACGGAGGACAUCACGGUGGACUGUAAAUUUGACCUCAUUGCCGUAUCAGUGGCGAGAAGUUUUCUGCAAAACAAGAACAUUCCGGAGUCUUCCCUGUACCUGGGUCAGCCCAUCUGCAGCCAGUCAGGGGAGAACAGCACCCAUGUCCACUUCUGGGUUCAGUGGGGUCAGUGUGGAGCUAAGCUCAAUUUUAGUAACAGUGAGAUCAUGGUGUUCCAGGUGACUCUCUAUAAUAACAUCACAGCUCCAGGCAGUAGAGCUUUGGUGAGACUCGAGGUUCCUGUCUUCUGCACCUACCCCACCAAUGUCUUCAUCUCCAUGGGAUCCAAUCCCUCAGGGUAUUCUAUCAUGGACGGGCCGGUGACGGGAUAUGGGAUGUUUUACGUGAACGUGAGACUGCUGGACCAACAAUCGAACCCCCUGCCCGAGAACUACACCCUGUCCCCUGAUGAGGAGGUGAUCGUGGAGGUGGGGCUCAACACGUCCAACUCCUACACUAAAGUGGUGAUUAAUAAAUGCUGGGCCAAUCCCACCAACAACCCUAAUGAUGAACCUGCCCACGUCUUUGUUGAACAAAGCUGUCCGGUUCGCAAUGCGUACACCACCAUGCUGCAGAAUGGGAACUCCAGCAGCUCUCUGGUCUCUGUGAACCUUUUUCAGCUGGUGGAUAUGCUGCAGAUUAUAUACCUUCACUGUCAGAUCCAGAUCUGCAUCGAGACUCAGGCAGCUUCAUGCCAGCCUUCUUGUGCUGUUACUCCACCGGUAACAAGCAGUCCCAGAGUCGCUAAUGUGAUCGGGAUGACCAAAACUUCUUGUGGACCGUUACUGAAAUCACACAGCAAAGACCCAGCGGAGGCUUCAGUAACAAACACCGGCUACAUCCUGCUGGUUCUGGGUCUGUGUGUGCUGGUGCUAGUCAGUGCUGCGGCGCUGGUUCUGUGGUACAGACGCAGGAUGGGAACCUACAGCUUCAAGUUCAAACCUCGGCAGGAGGACUUCACCUACAAGGUCUUCAGCACCUGAUAGUCCAUCUUUCAUGCUUUUAUUCCUAAAUUCUGCUAUUUUUAAUACUCGUCAUGUUUAUUUUUUGUAGAAAUGUAUAUUUAUAAAAAAUUAAACUGUAGCCUGGUGUCUGAAUAAUCGCAUUACUAUUGCUAAGCAAUAUACAUAUAUAUAGGUAUAUAUUUACAUUAAAAAUGCUUUUUACUUUUAAUAUAAUUUAUAUCAAUAAUCUACUUUAUUUUCUGAUGAUGUUCUGAAGAUUGUGUGAGUCCUGCUGUGUAGUUUGUGCUGGUAACCACAUCCAUAAAGCUCAGCUCUUUGUUUAUGCUCGUUAUGUACUUACUUAUUUAAUCCACAUUAUAUUAAACAAUGAUGCAUUUAUCUCAUGUCUGCACAUCCAUAAAU